Micromonas pusilla CCMP1545 is the source of this 3324-nucleotide messenger RNA. Its product is annotated as amino Acid/Auxin permease family. Gene Ontology annotation, molecular function: L-amino acid transmembrane transporter activity. The record is from RefSeq and is a predicted model, not a curated record. Gene Ontology annotation, biological process: amino acid transmembrane transport. Lineage: Eukaryota; Viridiplantae; Chlorophyta; Mamiellophyceae; Mamiellales; Mamiellaceae. The transcript is spliced from 2 exons. Bases 1 to 3324 code for a protein of 1107 amino acids.
AUGCGGCGGCACUCGGAGGACGAGUGGCGCGCCGCCGGGUUCGCGCCCUCGAGCCCGACCGCGGGGACACCGUCGCCGCCGCGCGCGAUCGCGUCCUCCGCCGCGGACGUCGCGCCGCUUCUCGCGGGCGGGGGCGCGGGGGAUCCGUCGAAAUCGAUGAAAUCGAUGAAAUCGAUGAAGCGCGUCCCAGGCGCCCCGUCCACGCCGCUCACAGACGGCGAGAGGCAUCUUCAUCCCGCCGCACACGCCGACGGCAAUGGAUCAUUGUCCGUCCGCGAGUGCGCGAUGAACCUCUCGAACGCCAUCAUGGGCGCGGGCGCGCUCGCGCUGCCGAAUCUCUUCAAGGUGGUGGGCGUCGUCCCGGGUCUCGCGCUCCUACUCUUCGCGUGGCUCUGGACGUGGUUCAGCAUGGCGAUCAUGAUCCAAGCCGCGGACGCGGUCAGCAAGCGCGUCCUCCGCGGCGAGCCGGUGGGGAGCUACGAGGACCUCAUGGCGCACACGCUCGGCCCACGCGGGCGGACCGCGAGCACGGUCGGCAUCGUGUCGUUGCAGAUCGGAUGCCUCGUCGGUUUCGCAAACGUCCUCGCGGAUGUGGUGUCGCCGUUCGCGGACGAGAUGCUGCCGCCGGGGUUGGAGCCGAACCGAUCCGCGAUCCUCGCGGCGGUGGCGCUGGGAGGGAUGCUCCCGACCGGGCUGCUCGUCGGCGGCGAGAGCCACGCGCUGUUGGCGACGGUGAGCAAGGCGGCGUUGGGGGUUGUGGCGACGUUCGCAGCGGUGCUCGUGGCGCACGCGUUUUCGCCGCGGAGAGUCAUCGCGGGCGCGGGCGCGGGUUCGGGUUCGAUCGAGGGUCCCGGGGGAUUCACCGAUCAGGCGGCGGCCGCGAUCGCGGUCGACGGCGCGGACGCGAUCGCGUGGUUCGCGCCGUUGACCGGGCUGACGAGCGUGUUGCCGCUCGCGAUCUUCGCGUUCGGCGCGCACCCGGCGGUGUUGCCCGUCGUGCGCGCGGUGCGAUGUGAAGGCGGACCGGGGUCUCAGAACGGCCCUCAUCAUGGAGGGCGUUUCGCGCGGCUGCGCGCGGCGAGCGAGGUCGUGCGGCUCGUGCUGGGUGGGUGUUUCCUCGGGUACGCGUGCAUCGGGCUGGGCGGGUACGCGUCGUUUCGGUCGAGCACCGCCGGGAACGUCCUGCGGAACCUCGACGGCGAAUUCGUCGGCGCCGUCGCGUCGCGCGCGCUCAAGUUUGGAUACGGGUGCGUCAUCCUCGCGUCGGUGCCCACGGUGCUGCUGCCCAUGCACCGGAGCGCGACGGACGCGUUCUUAUUCUUCGCGCCGUCCUUUGCGGUCUUCGGAGCCGGCGGUGGCGGCGGCGCGCGCGAGGUGUCCCCCGAGACGUCGGCGCGGCUGUCGCAGGCGACGGCGGUGGCGGCUAUCGCGACGUCGUUGACGUUGGCGCUUUACGUCCCCAACGUCGAGUUCGCGUUCGGGCUCACCGGGAGCACGUGCUCGUUCGCGAUCGCGUUCGUAUUCCCCGCGCUCGCGUACCUCACGGUGACGUCCCCGAGGGGGGUCAUCGGGGCGAUCGGGGGAGGGAAAGGCGCCCUGGGGAGAGGCGCGACGGGAGCGGGAGCGGGAGUCGUCGGAGGGAUCCGAGGGUUGUUCGACGACGACGCCGGGGAGCUGCUGUCGUCGGACGAGGAGCGGUGCGCGAACGGGCUCGGGCUCCCUCUCGUGGGCGGCUCCCUCGCGAGCAACAGCAACAUCAACAGCAACAGCAGCAGCGCGCGGAAGGGGGACUCGCCCGCGGUGAUCUCCGCGAUGAUCUCCGCCGCCGCCGCCGCGGCGUCGCCGCCGACGCGACGCGGCAAGACGGAGAAGAGGACGCUGCGUCGGUGGCGCGCGGGGGCCAAGGCGCAGAUCGCGCUCGCGUUAAUUCUGUCGUACACGUGCACGUCCGAGGUGUUCAGGCAGCUCCAAGCGGAGCGCGCGCUCGUGAAGGCGGUCGAGAAGGUGGCGGAAGUGCGCGCGGCGAGCGACGCGAUCGAUAAGGAGAAGGGAGAGAUCGCCGCCGCGCGCGAGGAGUUUACGGCGUCGAGCGAAAAGUUGCGCGCGUACGCCGAGGGCGCGGAGGAGAAGCUCGCGGCGGCGCAGAACGCGACGCGCGGCGGGGGCGUCGACGGCGCGUGGUUCAACGCGACCCUCGCGGAGCGUCUGCGCGCGAAGGAGAAGGAGCGCGCGGAGCGGGAGGCGAUCGCGGCGGAGAUGGAGAAGGCGGAGCGGACGACGCGGGCGGCGCGGAAAGAAGGGAAGAAGACGACGCGCGCGGACGCCGACGCCGACGCCGACGCCGACGCCGACGCCGAGCCCGAAUCGAAAACGCGCGCCGCGCCGCCGUCGCCGCCGAGCGUGAAGGACGACGCGAAGAACGCGUCCGCGGUCGACGAGGUCGUCGCGAGCCUGGAGUCGUUCAAAGAAGCCAACGCGGAAGCCGAGGACGCGAAAGGAAAACUCGAGAAGACGCUCGGGUUGGACGCGGUCGCGGUCGCUUCCGACGCGGCGCCGCGCGCGAGCGGCGGCGACGGCGACUCGAAGAAGACCGGGGGCGCGUCCACGAGCGGCGGCGGCGGCGGGUGGUGGCCCUCGAAGAAGGACUCGGACUCGGACGCGGCCGCGGGCGCGGAGGGUCCCCUAGAAGACGUCGAGAAGACCCCGGACAAGAUCGUCCGGGACCUCAUCGGCGGCGUGCGGAACGUCACCGCGGGGAAGAAGACAAACGUCGCCGCGACGUCGGACGACGCGCCGGACGCGUACGACGACGACGCGCCGGAGGACGACGCGCGCGAGAAGAUGAAGAAGAAGAAGGAGGAGGAGGACGACGACGACGACGACGACGAUCGUGAUACCUCGCGCGCUCGCCGCGCGAAGGACGACGACGCCCUGGGGCGGAAGCGCAACGUCACCGACGUCGACGUCGUGAAGCUCGCGGACGAGAAGGUCAAGGCGCUCGCGAAGAAGAAGAAGGACGCGGAGCGAGAGAUGAGCGAGACGCUGCGGACGGUCACCGCCGAGGGCGUGGACGAGGACCGCGUGAAGAAUCUCGCGGACGUCGUCGCGAAUUUGCAGACUUCGAAGACGGCGACGACGGCGACGCUGAAGGAGGAGGCGCGCGCCACGGCGGCGGCGAAAAAACCGCCGGGGGACGCGGAGGUUGCCGACCUCCGCGCGGCGGCGAAGGACAUCGCGCGGGAGGCGCACGAUCUCGAGGACCGGCUGGGCGGGAUCGAUCGCGAGGAAGAGGAAGGGGGCGGCGAAAUCGCGCCGCACCCUUGA